Eleginops maclovinus (Patagonian blennie) is the source of this 2864-nucleotide messenger RNA. It is a transcript of the gene pomk, whose product is annotated as protein O-mannose kinase. Lineage: Eukaryota; Metazoa; Chordata; Actinopteri; Perciformes; Eleginopidae. Gene Ontology annotation, biological process: protein O-linked glycosylation; carbohydrate phosphorylation; protein phosphorylation. Gene Ontology annotation, cellular component: endoplasmic reticulum membrane. The coding region runs from base 465 to 1502 and encodes 345 amino acids. The record is from RefSeq and is a predicted model, not a curated record. The transcript has 3 exons. Gene Ontology annotation, molecular function: protein kinase activity; ATP binding; carbohydrate kinase activity.
GACUGGAUAUAUUUCCCUGCUUCUCUCUGGUCGCUACAACGGGGAAAUGAAAUUACUGGCCAAAAGGUUUUAUUUACAAUUAUUAAACGUAAGCACGGGUAACCAGACCAAUUGAAACCUGUCCUGUCUGUCCGCCGCAUAUACGCACAAACACACACACUCUCCACAACACACACAAGUGUAGGUCUUCACUGUACAACACGCACCUACACUCAACAAACAGACCAUUGUUUUUAAAGUGUGUAGAGCCGACGUGAAUUAUGUCCCUCAAUGUGUACCCACAAGUGAGGCUUUUAUUCUGCAAAUAUGACAGGAAGUGUUUUCUCCAUCCGGCUACUGGUGGGUUUGGAGCCAAAAUGGAUAUCUUGAAUAGCUGCUCUAGUAUGAGUGAGUUGUUGUUUUUGUAGUCGUGUGUGCUGCAUUGUGAAAGUAUGUGAACCCCACUGCCACAGAUACAAGGCGUUAUGGGUCGGAGCAGUAGCAGUUUGAUCUCCGAAGGUGUUCCAGUAGUGGCCGUGUGCCUAGCUGGCUUGCUCCUCAGCAAUGCCUUGAUCUACCUGUAUCUGGAUUCUUUGUAUCAAACCGAUGAACAGCUGGUUUCAUCUCAUGUACGCCACAUGCCUCAGCAUUUUAAAAUCUCGACCAUGAAAAACUUCACCCCUUGGCUCCAGUGUUCACAGAUAGAUGCCGAAGUACGCAAGGUGAAGCUGAUUGGCCAAGGAGCUGUUAAAAAGGUCUAUUUGGCGGAAUGGAGAGGUCAGAAGGUGGCUUUGUCCAAACUGUCCUCUCUGGAUUACCUUGAGGAUUUCCUCCAUGGAUUGUCUAUGCUACAGCUCCUGAGGGGCCCUCAGGUGGUGCAGCUGGUGGGGUUUUGCCAGGAAGACAACACCCAGGUCACGGAGCACCAUCCACAUGGCUCACUCCUUAACUUGGAAGGUGUUCUUGCACAAGGGCAGCACCAGCAACACAACACAUGGCAGGUCCGGUUGAGGCUGGCUAUAGACUAUGUCCUCAUCCUGCAUUACCUCCACAACAGCCCAGCUGGGCGGCGGGUCAUGUGUGACUCCAACAGCCUGGAAAAAACCUUGUCCCAGUUUCUGCUGACAAGUGACUUUCACCUGGUGGUGAACGAUCUGGAUGCGCUGCCUGAAGUGGACAUAUCCAAAGGCCUGGGGGUCAAAUGUGGUCAUCGGGAGCUCACUGGGGACUUUGUUGCCCCAGAGCAGCUGUGGCCCUUCAGAAACACUGGUAGGCCAUUUUCAGAUGAUCUCAUGCCUGAGUACGAUGAGAGAACAGACAUCUGGAAGAUCCCUGACGUGACAUUGUUCCUAAUGGGAAGGGUAUCUGGAGGGGAUGUAGUCCAUUUCCAUCUCUUUCAGAUCCACCAGGAGUGUAAGAGGGAAGACCCCAGGCUCAGGCCUUCAGCUCUGGAUGUGUCCAAGGUGUACCAAUCAGUGUACAGCAGCAUGGUGCAAGACAGUGUUGGCUUUAAAGAGCUGUAGAAUAUGUGUGUACAUGUGUGACUCGCUUAAAAAACCUGAACGUUAAAUGUAAGCUACAGUUUCUCAAUGCUGUAUAAUAAAGUACUCUCUUGCUGAGGCAAUCCCUCAAUUUAGCCAGAUACGUAGCUCCGAUGGACUAAGGUGGACCUUUUAUGCAAACAGGGAUAUGAACUUGUUAAAGGAAACUGUAACAUGUGUUGUUUGUCAAGGUUGCUACAUUUGAGGAAAUAAUUUUAAGAUGUACAAAGUAUUGGAAUACCUACCUACAGGAAAUCGUUUUUCAGAGAUCUCACUAGUGUGCUUCAUAAAACUUCACCUGCCUCCAUGUUUACCCCGCCCAUUGUUUUGUUUCUGAUAUACCUGUCCCGUGUUCAUGCGAAGGAUACCUGAGAGUAGAAAACAAUUGUCGGUAACAUCUGAGCUCCAUAUGAGCCAAGAACACAGCAUUAACAAAGAGAGACUAACCACGGGACAUGGCAAAGAGGACGCUGACAGCACAGAUACAGACAGGACAGAGCAGCCCAGAGAAACAACAUGACUUUAAAACAUUGUGUGGGAUGUAUUUCCUGUUUGAUAGGGACAAUCUAAUAUGAUAGUUUUAAUCCAGCUGUACAGAGAGCUUGAAGUUACAUGUGCUGUUACGGUACUUGAACUGGGAGUGAUUCAAAAUGACCGACUCACACUUUAGCAAUGAUUUUUUUCACAUGUAUUAAAUACAUUUUCUUGAAUAUAGGAUGUCACUAAACAAGUCCUAAAAUUGUCCCUAUAAGGUCUGUUAAGAAUGUCAAUUGAUUUCUGCUUCAAUGUUUCUUUAACCAUAUACAAUAUGACGGUUUGAUUGUACAUUACUGUACAGGGAAGGUCAGCUCUAAUAACAUUGUACACACUAAAAAUGUCCUUAAUUCUUUUACAUUUUGUAAUGUUAUGAAUACAUGUUUUUCUUCAUAAGUUUGCUGAACAUAUGUGAACAAUGUUUAUGUCACAUUUCAGGAUGACCCAGACUAUGACCAUCUAAAACGUUCAAUUGUUUUACUAGUGUGUAGGUUAAGUUUAUUAUUUAUUACUACUUGAGUGAGAGAUACUGAGAAGGUGUUUGAAGCUGAAUGGCAUUGCGACGCUCAGGGACGCAGCAGAGCCAACAACUACCUGCUGGUUCCUUGCUGACAGCUGUAAACCUUGAUAUGAAUGCUUUGGCAUGUGCAGUUGGUGCAAUUUGGACUGGGACAGUUGGCCUCAUGCAGAGAUACCUUUUAGCAAGGCAGCAGCUGCUAAGUGUCUCUGACUUGUCUCACUCAAUGCAUGUUGUAACCUCCUGUUUGUUUAUGAGUGAAACAAUUUCCAAAAUAAACAAAUAGUUUCAGA